Ceratina calcarata is the source of this 459-nucleotide messenger RNA. Its product is annotated as G-patch domain and KOW motifs-containing protein-like. Gene Ontology annotation, cellular component: spliceosomal complex. The transcript has 3 exons. Gene Ontology annotation, biological process: mRNA splicing, via spliceosome. NCBI's taxonomy places the organism in Eukaryota, Metazoa, Arthropoda, Insecta, Hymenoptera, Apidae. The record is from RefSeq and is a predicted model, not a curated record. Gene Ontology annotation, molecular function: nucleic acid binding. The annotation marks the transcript as partial.
GAACCCCUCAUUAUACCACUGCUGGGUUCAAAAACCUGGCAUGACAGAAUUGUUAAUAAAAUUGAUGCAGAUAUUUUUGAACCCAAAACAGAACAAACAGACGAAACUAAUGAUAAUCAAGAAGAAAAAUCAAAAUUAUCUAAUGGAAAUACAUUAUCAAAAAGUCCAACAGUAAAAGUAGAGAACAGUGAAAGUAAAAUAGUUACAUUAGAAGAACAAGCGGCUAAAGAAAUCAUUGAAGAACUUAAAUCGAAGGAUGAAUCAGAAACUAAAGAAAAUGAUUUAACAUUACCUUUGAUAGAUGAUUCGUUAAGAGGCAAAGAGCAGUCUACAUUGGAUGAUUAUGAAAGAAUACCUGUCGAUGCUUUUGGUGUGGCAAUGUUAAGAGGAAUGGGCUGGCAACCAGGGAAAGGGAUUGGUAGAAAUGAAAAAAUUGUAUCAGCUGUUGUACCAGAAUUA